Salmo salar (Atlantic salmon) is the source of this 1258-nucleotide messenger RNA. RefSeq lists its product as uncharacterized. The record is from RefSeq and is a predicted model, not a curated record. Lineage: Eukaryota; Metazoa; Chordata; Actinopteri; Salmoniformes; Salmonidae.
AAAAUCAGAGUUUAUUAUACAACCUUUGAUCUAUUGUGUGUCAGGACAGGUGUGUGUAUCACCCAGACUAUGAUCUCAGCUGAGAAACACACACGAAGAACACUUCACAGAGACAACAUGUUCAGAAUUUCUGUGUUGAUCUGCAUCUCUCUACUGGUUUAUGGCAACUCAGCCAAGCCAUACAAGUCCUGGGUACGUACUGUAGACUGCAUAAAUAUAACAUUACUUCAAUGUAUGUACUCGCCUCCCUUAAGUGUACUAUGUACUAUUAUUCUCCUAUGUACCAGUCUUCUGUUCUCGCUCUUGCAGGAUAAAGUGGCUGAGUAUGCAGUCCAGGAGACUCUGAUGUCUGAAAAGGAGAGGGUGAUGUUUGAUCUGGGGCUGAAGCAGGUGGAGGCUCCUGAAGACAUGGACAUCACUAACAAUGACAUCCACCCUGUCAUGGCCAUCUGGAAGAACAUGAGAGGGGGAGGUGGGAAGAGACAGAAGGUAGAAAAAGAGGUAGUCCAAGGCAGAUACUCCACAACCGAGGAGGACAUGGACCAUCUAUACCACCCAUCCAUGGAGCAGACCCACGAGGCUGACCUGGCCAGAGCCCGAUCUCAGCCAGAGGACACCUUCGUUCGGAUGGCCAUCCAGACAGAGCCCCUUGAGGAGGAUAACACCAAGUACUACCAGGAGGCUGGGAUAGAUCUAGAUAACAUCUCUCAUCUCUUCUCAGGCCAGGUGGAUCCACGGCACCCUGAAGAGGACUGGGACGAACUCUACCAUCCAGAGAUGAAAAGGGGAGACGGGCAGUACCAAGUGGACGUGCCUCACCAGGGGGAGCUAGCUGCUGUAGGGGCAGAGGUGAAGGGUCAUAGUGAGCCAGAGGAAGACAGGGAUGACCUCUACCAUGGUGACCUGCCUGUACCUGUACCUGGCCAGGACAGGCAGCAGUCUGCCGAUCGGCCCUCUCAGAGGAUGUACAGAGAACCAGAAGAGGACCUGGAUGACCUCUAUCAUCAUUAAUUAAACACCUAAGACCCAUGAUAUCUGCCCCCUAACUGACUGUCAACUCUACAGUCAGAUACAGCUCUACUGCAUCCAAUCAAAUACAGUUAAAAGCUGUACAUACAGCAAUGGGUUAAAUGCACAUCGGAGUGACUCUAUAGAAGUCUAUAAACUAACACUGUAUGGAUCUAACCGUUUAUUAUGUUUAAUAACCAGUACUGUAUAAGUUGAUCUUCUAAAACAUUAAAGACACUUGUAACCUCUA